UUCCCUCCAGCCCACCGGUUCACCCCCCGGAAGAUGGCGGCCGAAGGAGCUGGUGGGAAAUACAGAAGCACAGUCAGCAAAAGCAAAGACCCCUCGGGGCUGCUCAUCUCUGUGAUCAGGACUCUGUCCACCAGUGAUGAUGUUGAAGACAGAGAAAAUGAGAAGGGUCGCCUUGAAGAAGCCUAUGAGAAGUGUGACCGUGACCUGGAUGAGUUGAUCGUGCAGCACUACACAGAACUGACGACGGCCAUUCGCACGUACCAGAGCAUCACAGAGCGCAUCACCAACUCCCGCAAUAAAAUAAAGCAGGUAAAGGAGAAUCUGCUUUCAUGCAAGAUGCUGUUGCACUGCAAACGGGAUGAGCUUCGGAAACUGUGGAUUGAAGGAAUUGAACAUAAGCAUGUCCUGAACCUGUUGGAUGAAAUAGAAAAUAUCAAGCAAGUGCCUCAAAAGCUGGAGCAGUGCAUGGCCAGCAAGCACUACCUCAGUGCCACUGACAUGCUGGUGUCAGCUGUAGAGUCUUUGGAGGGCCCCCUGCUCCAGGUGGAAGGACUGAGUGACCUGAGGUUGGAGCUUCACAGCAAGAAGAUGAACCUCCACUUGGUUCUCAUAGAUGAACUGCACCGGCACCUGUACAUCAAAUCCACUAGCCGAGUUGUGCAGCGAAACAAGGAAAAAGGGAGAAUGAGCUCCCUUGUGAAAGAUGCUUCGCCUGGGCCUCUGAUUGAUGUUACAAACCUUCCAACUCCUCGAAAAUUCCUCGAUCCUUCUCAGUGUUCUACUCCUGGAAGCUCAGGUGUGAGGGAGAUAAACCUGCAGGACAUCAAGGAGGAUUUGGAAUUGGAUCCAGAGGAAAACAGCACUCUUUUUAUGGGCAUCCUCAUCAAGGGGCUCGCUAAACUGAAGAAGAUCCCAGAGACGGUGACGGCGAUCCAGGAACGCUUGGAGCAGGAGCUUAAACAAAUUGUGAAGAGGUCUACCACCCAGGUGGCAGACAGCAGCUACCAGAGGGGAGAGAACCUCACUGUGGAUAGCCAAUCAAGGUUGCUCCUAGAACUGCUGGAGUUGCUAUUUGACAAGUUUAACGCUGUAGCCACUGCUCACUCUGUGGUCCUGGGAUACCUGCAGGACACUGUUGUGACUCCACUGACUCAGCAGGAAGACGUCAAAUUGUAUGACAUGGCAGAUGUGUGGGUGAAGAUCCAAGAUGUUCUGCAGAUGCUGUUGACUGAGUACUUGGACAUGAAAAAUACUCGUACAGCCUCUGAACCGUCGGCUCAACUAAGUUAUGCUAGCACUGGACGAGAGUUUGCAGCCUUUUUUGCCAAGAAGAAACCUCAAAGGCCCAAGAAUUCUCUUUUCAAGUUCGAAUCCUCCUCCCAUGCCAUCAGCAUGAGUGCCUAUCUGCGAGAGCAGAGAAGGGAGCUCUACAGUCGGAGUGGAGAACUUCAAGGGGGUCCUGAUGACAACUUAAUUGAAGGUGGAGGAACAAAAUUUGUCUGCAAACCUGGAGCCAGAAAUAUUACCGUCAUAUUCCAUCCAUUAUUAAGAUUCAUUCAGGAGAUUGAACAUGCCCUGGGACUCGGCCCAGCCAAGCAGUGUCCUCUUCGAGAGUUUCUUACCAUGUACAUCAAAAACAUCUUCCUCAAUCAGGUCUUGGCUGAAAUCAACAAGGAGAUUGAAGGAGUCACUAAAACAUCCGACCCUUUGAAGAUCUUAGCUAAUGCAGACACCAUGAAGGUGCUGGGGGUGCAGCGGCCUCUCCUACAGAGUACAAUUAUUGUGGAGAAAACAGUGCAGGACCUCAUGAACCUAAUGCGCGACUUGAGUGCUUACUCAGACCAGUUCCUCAACAUGGUGUGUGUGAAACUCCAGGAGUACAAGGACACCUGCACUGCGGCUUACAGGGGUAUUGUCCAGUCUGAAGAGAAACUUGUUAUCAGUGCAUCUUGGGCAAAAGACGAUGAUAUCAGCAGGCUUUUGAAAUCUCUACCAAACUGGAUUAAUAUGGCUCAACCGAAACAGCUGAGGGCAAAGAGAGACGAGGAAGAAGACUUCAUAAGGGCAGCCUUCGGCAAGGAGUCAGAAGUUCUUAUUGGGAAUCUGGGUGAUAAAUUAAUCCCUCCCCAAGAUAUCCUCCGUGAUGUCAGUGACCUCAAAGCCUUGGCCAACAUGCAUGAAAGCCUGGAAUGGCUAGCAGCUCGAACAAAGUCUGCUUUCUCCAACCUUUCUACAUCUCAGAUGCUGUCUCCUGCCCAAGAAAGCCACGUGACCAUGGAUCUCCCCCCCGUGUCAGAGCAGAUCAUGCAGACUCUGAGCGAACUUGCCAGAUCUUUCCAGGAUACGGCUGACCGCUGCUUGCUGGUCCUGCAUCUGGAAGUCAGGGUUCACUGUUUCCACUAUCUCAUCCCUCUGGCAAAGGAGGGGAACUAUGCCAUAGUCGCUAAUGUCGAAAGUAUGGAUUAUGACCCUCUGGUGGUCAAGCUCAACAAAGACAUCAGCGCCAUCGAAGAGGCCAUGAGCGCCAGCCUUCAGCAGCACAAAUUCCAAUAUAUAUUUGAAGGACUGGGGCACCUGAUCUCCUGCAUCCUCAUUAACGGCGCCCAGUACUUCAGGCGCAUCAGUGAGUCUGGCAUCAAGAAAAUGUGUAGGAACAUUUUUGUUCUCCAGCAGAAUUUGACCAACAUCACCAUGUCACGGGAGGCAGACCUGGACUUUGCAAGGCAGUAUUACGAGAUGUUAUACAACACGGCCGAUGAGCUCCUGAACCUGGUGGUGGACCAGGGCGUGAAGUACACGGAGCUGGAGUACAUUCACGCGCUGACCUUGCUGCACCGCAGUCAGACGGGGGUGGGAGACCAGACCACUCAGAACAUGAGGCUGCAGAGGCUCAAGGAGAUCAUUUGCGAGCAGGCUGCCAUCAAGCAAGCCACCAAGGAUAAGAAAAUAACUACGGUUUAACCCAGUGCACUGCUGGGGGAAGGGGCCGGGAGCGGGGCAGCUGGGGGAGUGGGCAUUUUUCUUUCCUUAGUCAUACUUCUUUCCUUGAUUUGUUAUUUGGUAUGUUCUGAGCUGACUUCGUUUUCUCUGCACUGAUGCUUUCAUGGAGAAAAGGUGUAAGGAUUUUUUUUGUCCCUUUAAUUUUGGUUUUUCGUAUAAAUUCUAAAUUGAAUCUGCAGUACAGAUGUUUUGAUUAAAUGUCCACUUUACUGCAGUCAUUUCCAAAGGGGUUAGGGUGGGAUGGGGAGGAACGUUGUGUCAAAUUGGACUCUGAACAAAUGAAUGCAUGAAUUACUAAUACCAGCGGUCUUUUGAAAAUAGACGGCUACCUAAGUGUUAGUCCCUUCCUAAAACCAGUAGGUUUUUACUCUCUUGACCUUAUCAGUUUACAGUUCCAUGAAAUAAGCGUAUAUGGAUUGCUUUCUUCCUCUAUUGCCAAGAUCAAAUCAAUGGCUUCUCAGCUGGCUGUAGUUUUCAACAGCUUUCCCUAACAAAACAGGACCUCUUCAGGGUUAGGGGGAAAAGUCCUUCCAUCCCAACCCCUGGGAAAAUUUUAUAUGCAGUAGCUUGUACACAGAUUAUAGGUUGGUUUAUUGCCUCUGUUUUUAUUUCGUGGUAUCAAAAAUAAAGAGCCAGUAGCCAAAAUGGAAGAUUGAAAAGUGAUCCAACCCUCUUCUUGAUUUGUCCACUUCCCAGGACAAAAUGAUGGUUGGAAAACUUUUAAUGUCAGUUGAAACUGGGUCUGGGUGUGAAUGACUUUUAGAUGCUUACUUACUCUCCUUAUGAGCCCCUAGGUCUUUCUCACCUCUGGGAAGUAGCCCAGGUCCGCUCAGUGGAGGGCAAGGAAGAUGGGACAGACGUGACGUAUCUCCUCUUUGUGCCCACAAGCUGAGUGCAUUUCUGAAAUGCUCUCAGGUGAUAUGGGCACUCACCGCUCCUGGCACAGUGGACCUCCCCACUGUCCCCAGGUCUCCAAGUGCUCUUGCUACCCAGGGUUGACACGUCACCAAAGAAAGCAAUGUACUGACUGGGACACACCUGGAAACAUAAGGAAAGGAAGGCAGGAAGGACUUGACCACACAGACAUGCCUCACACUAGGAUGGUCCAAAAUCUUACAACUGUUUGUACAAUUUUGGUCUUGGUCAGAAAAACAGAAAAUUAAAAUAUGUCUUGAGAAGCUUAAA
Messenger RNA from Manis javanica (Malayan pangolin), 4185 nucleotides. RefSeq names its product exocyst complex component 4 (gene EXOC4). Gene Ontology annotation, biological process: Golgi to plasma membrane transport; chemical synaptic transmission; exocytosis. Lineage: Eukaryota; Metazoa; Chordata; Mammalia; Pholidota; Manidae. Gene Ontology annotation, cellular component: exocyst; synapse; growth cone membrane. The record is from RefSeq and is a predicted model, not a curated record.